This is a messenger RNA of Parnassius apollo (apollo), 957 nucleotides long. The record is from the annotation of a GenBank genome assembly. NCBI's taxonomy places the organism in Eukaryota, Metazoa, Arthropoda, Insecta, Lepidoptera, Papilionidae.
AUGCAAACUGAAACUGAAGAAAACAAAAGGCUUUUGGCGCAUCACAAACAGCAGCCGCUCUGCACCAGUCGCUUGCCGUACCGACAAGGAAGAAAACUUACUGCUGUUAAAGUGUAUACCAUUGCCACAGAAUCAAACCAUCUCCUCAUCUUUGGUGUUCCUGCUCUCAAUCUCCGUCAAGAAACCAAGGCACUAUUCAUGAAGUUUGGCAAACUAUUACAGUUUAAUAUAUCACCGCAACACCCAUCAGAGAUUUUCGCAGAGACAUACCACGCACAGUACGAAAGAAUACAAUCCGCCAGAAUAGCAAAGCGAAUGUUGGACACAAAAAACUUUUAUGGCGGCUCAUUACACGUAUGCUACGCUCCAGAGAUGGAAACCGUUGAGGAGACCAGACAGAAAUUAUUGCAGCGACAAAAAGAUGUGCUAUACAGGCUUAGAAAUUUGCAGAUGGCCGAGACUAAACCCAAAGAAACAAUUGAUAUAGAAGUACCAAAAACAAAAGUUUCCAAGCUUAACAUGGGUGAAAUAAACACUAUCAAUUUAGGUGAACAGAUAAAAGUUUCAAGGAGCAAGAGAAAAAAAAAUACAGUAUAUUCAAACAAAAAAUUUAAACCAUAUUUAAUAAACGAUUCCUAUAAUGUUGCCAAUAGAAAUAAUAUAGAUAUACUCUGUGUUUCAAACGAAAAAGACAUAAACAAUAAAUUGGAUAAUGGAGUACAAGAUAAAAACAUAAUAAUAGAAAAAGGACCAGUCUAUAACAGCGAAGCUAAAGUUAAGCGUAAAAAAAUUGAGGAAACACCAGUAGAAGUGAUAGACUGUACAUCCAUUGAUAAAGAGGUUGUAACUAAUAUAAAUGAAUAUUUAAACUAUGAUAAGUUUGGUAAUGAAGAUAUAAGGAAAGUUCCGGAGAAGCCAGUUAAUAGAAUUAUAUUUAAUGUUAAUAAAAUAAGUUGA